AAAUGACCACUUCUUUAGAGAGCUGUCAGCGUCUCCACUGGUGCUCUAGAUGUCGAUGAUUGAGCAUAAAAUGAACUUGCAUUUAUAGCGGUGCAAUCGACAUAUAAUUAUAUGUAAUACUGGUCACACUGGGUAGCUAUGUGAUACAGAACGAAAGGUAGUAAUCGUUCGUGGUAUAGAAACGAAGCGUAUCGAGAAGGUCUUUUUGAUUACAGAGUGUCUAGCUACGUGCGCGUCACACUCGGUCACCACUUUGUACUCCCCAGAGGAAAUUGCAUGCCUUCUCUACACAGCUAGGCUUUGAAUAGGAUCGUGGUUCGUGAGGUUCGAACGUCGUCUGGUUCGAAUGAUCGUAGCUAAUUAUGUGACUGCGUCGCAACUUUCAUGUGCUUAUGAAGUCCAUGCUGUUUUGCACAGAACACCGUGGCUUCUUCUGGCUUUGAUCCACGAAACAAUGCCAAAAUUAUGCACCUCCCAUCAGUUUACAUAGUCGCUCAUAGCUUGCUUCAACAGGUCUUAGAUUCGUACCUUAACUGCCGUGUGUGCAAAUUGGAUUACCUGUUUGCUCAGGCUCUUGGGGGCAGCGGGGGAAAUGAAAUUUGGAUAGUCUGCAGAGGAUUCAGGUGCAGUGUUAAAUAUGGAGCCGCAUCGAACAACAAGGCGCCACAGAUUUUUUGGUCCAGUGUCGAUCAUUACGCUUCUGGUGUUGAAUUAUUGCGCCGCUGGAGAAUCACAAAGCACCGCUAUUCUCGAUCCUACGGAAGCUGCGCUUAUUAAGAACGUCGCUCUGUCUUACCAUCUGGAAAACUUGGUGUUUCCGGAUUCGGACCCUUGCACGACAUGGAACCCCCAGAAGGUUAAGUGCGACUGCUACUUUGCAGACAACACUGGCCAGCCCAACACUCUUUGCCGUAUCACGCGAAUAGAUUUCUCCAUGGCAGGAAUGGAAGGGCCGUUCCCAAAAGACCUCACGAAACUCACGUACUUGACUUCUUUGCAAUUGUACAAUAACAAUAUGACUGGCCCGAUUCCUCCGGAAAUUGGACUGCUCACGAGAUUGAAUUCUCUGUCGCUCGGCACAAACGGUUUCUCGGGGACGAUUCCUCGUGAGCUUGGCAAUCUGCAAGCUCUACAACUAUUGCAUUUGGACAGUAAUCAACUGAAUGGAACAAUCCCUUCCGAGAUUGGCACCAUUCAAACCGUGAGACAGUUAUGGCUGUCGGACAACAAUCUUUCAGGUCCAAUACCUGAUGUGUUUGGGAACUUCACAGGGCUUCUUGAAGUAAGAAUUCAUGGAAAUCCACUUCUACAGGGUCCUAUUCCAAGCAGUUUGUUCAAUUCUCCCUCCAUAGAAGCAAUAAUUUUGUGGAAUUUCUUCCACAUCAGAUACAUUGGCGAAUUGUCGGAAGGGAAAGCGUUGCCAGCCACAUUUACAACACCUCUGUCGAAUUUAUCUGUAUUGUAUUUGCGAAAUUGCCGACUUACUGGAUCAAUCCCCAGCACAAUAAACAUGCUGUCAAAACUGCAGUACUUAGAUUUGAGUUUCAACAAUUUAUCAGGCGAAAUACCGUCACAGCUGUCAGAAAUCACCAGUUUGAAGACCUUGUACCUUGGAAGCAACUCGUUGACAGGUCGUCUACCCGAGGGUCUUGGGGCACUGAGUUUCUUGACAGAAGUGGAUGUGUCGUAUAAUUUUCUCAAUGGUACUCUUCCAUCAUGGGUUGACAAACCCACAGUUACAACGAUACUAGGUUCUAAUUAUUUUUCGACGAUUACUGCUGUAAACUCGCAAGUUCAACCUCAAUUAUCCCUGCUAAACUGCCAGAACCAAAAAACUCCAUGCGUAAUUUCUGCUCUUGGAAAUGUCACCAGCUUGGCAGUGAAUGUGGGGGGUUCAGUGCAUGGAAAAUACGAAGAGGAUACGGCAACACUGGGGUCAACAGCCUUCGCUGCAAAAAAACAUUGGGCAGCGAGUAGCACAGGAUUUGUGCCAGGCGCUAGCUUCACUAGCCUUGUAAAAUCAGGUACUCCUGUUUCGGGAACGGCGGAUCAAACAGUUUACGCAACGGCACGGACGUCGCUUGGGUCCCUCAGGUACUACGCUACCCAGCUGCGAAAUGGAGACUACAACGUGGUUCUAUCCUUCGCUGAGAUAGUGUAUACACGUGACGACAAUCUUGCACGACGAGUUUUUGAUAUAUACUUGCAGGGGCAGUUGAUGAAGAAAGAUUUCGACAUAGGUGAGACGGCAGGAGGAUCAUUCGUGGCGCAUGAAGAGAAAUUCCAAGUCGCGGUGACUACUGGAGUGCUGGACAUUCAUUUGUUCUACGCAGGGAAGGGCACCUGCUGCCUCCCGCAACCUUCGAAUUGGUCAUUUGGUCCUCUUUUGUCAGCCAUCUCUGUUGAUAAUGUGUUGAGCGGAGGCCAAACUCAAGUUUCAGGGGGAAAGAAUAGCAAGGGUUCAUCAGUGGGUUUGAUUGUUGGCCUCACUGUAGCAGCAAUCGUUUUGGUGAUCUUGGUUUUAUGCUGUAUUUGCGGGCUUGUGGUGCGACGGAGAAAGAACAGGACAACAUUACGCCUUGAGGAUCAACUUGAGAUUCAAAAAUUCCAAGUGCAACCGAACCUCUUUAGCUACGCUGAACUCAAAGCAGCAACAAGGUCAUUCGAUCCAGGCAACAAACUUGGCGAAGGAGGCUAUGGAGUCGUAUACAAAGGAGUACUAGCGGAUGGGACGGAAGUUGCCGUGAAGACGUUGUCUGCCAAGUCUUACCAGGGGAAGCAUGAGUUUCUGAACGAAGCCGCACUAAUCACAGCUGUGCAACACCGCAGUCUCGUGAAGUUGAAAGGAUGCUGUCUGGAGCGAGACCAUCGCAUCUUGGUCUAUGAGUUCAUGGAAAAUAAGAGCCUCCAUCAGACUUUGUUCGGAGCAAGAGCGAUGCCCAUGGAUUGGCCAACAAGAUUUAUCAUCGCUCUAGGAACCGCGCGAGGGUUAGCAUACCUGCACGAGGAGUCAGAGGCACGUAUUGUGCAUCGGGACAUCAAGGCGAGCAACAUUCUCUUGGACCGGAACUUCAACCCCAAGAUAGCCGACUUCGGAAUGGCUCGCUUAUUUGAGGAUCACCAAAGUCAUGUCAGCACUCGAGUUGCGGGAACACUGGGUUAUGUGGCACCAGAGUACGCAUUACUGGGUCAGUUGACAGAGAAGGCAGAUGUGUUUAGUUACGGCAUUGUGUUGCUUGAACUAGUGAGCGGAAGGUUCAACAUUAGGACUGACAUUCGUGGAGAGCAAGCAUACCUUCUCGAAUGGGCUUGGAAACUUGAAGCGGAGGAUAACUUAUUAUACGUGAUGGAUGGAAAACUCUUGGAUACGUACGUGGAAGACGAGGUUCUGAGAGUUCUUCAUGUGGCACUGUUGUGCACACAAGCGGUAGCGUCAACCCGGCCAUGCAUGACUCGUGUAGUAGCCAUGUUGCUGGGCGACAUAGAACUUCCUCCCAUCACUUCAGGCCCAGGGUUUAUGGUGGGUUUGAUGCACUCCGAAACACCGUCACAUUCAACCAGCUCAUCGUUCUUAACAAACUCAAGUGGCUUUCGCGGAAAAGAAUCGGCUCCUCUGAUUCAGCUGAGCGAAACCCGCACGAAGACAGAUAUGGAAAUGUAUCCUAGAUGAUCAAUAUGCGCUGAAACUGGCUAAAAAAUGUCAUGCUACAUAGAGUGUUGGUUCAAACGAAGCGACUGUAGUUUUUUUGAUAGUCAGUAAUUUUUCAGUCUAAUUCGUUCACGAUUGAACUAGACAAAUAGUAGUUAGUUGGCAAUUUGUUGACUGCCCAGCAUUCACCUGCACAGAGGGCUACUGCCAUUGAAUAGGUGUUUCCAAAAUGGUAAUGCCUUCGUAACAAACAUUCCUCUCCUCUUGAUGCCUAAACUGGCGAAUUUGACACAAAUGAAAUCUGCCUUCGAAGUUCAGAUCCCAUGCAA
Physcomitrium patens is the source of this 3978-nucleotide messenger RNA. RefSeq names its product putative LRR receptor-like serine/threonine-protein kinase At1g56140. Lineage: Eukaryota; Viridiplantae; Streptophyta; Bryopsida; Funariales; Funariaceae. The record is from RefSeq and is a predicted model, not a curated record. Gene Ontology annotation, molecular function: protein kinase activity; protein binding; ATP binding. Gene Ontology annotation, biological process: protein phosphorylation.